Messenger RNA from Setaria italica (foxtail millet), 2052 nucleotides. RefSeq lists its product as uncharacterized. The coding region runs from base 159 to 1832 and encodes 557 amino acids. The transcript is spliced from 5 exons. Gene Ontology annotation, cellular component: nucleus. NCBI's taxonomy places the organism in Eukaryota, Viridiplantae, Streptophyta, Magnoliopsida, Poales, Poaceae. Gene Ontology annotation, biological process: regulation of developmental process; regulation of DNA-templated transcription. The record is from RefSeq and is a predicted model, not a curated record. Gene Ontology annotation, molecular function: DNA-binding transcription factor activity; transcription cis-regulatory region binding.
UUGGGAUAUCAGAUAGCUCUAAUGGGGCCAAAGAAGGAGCUUAUUUUGAACCCCAUGAAGUGGUGUCUGCUAAAAGGUUUAAAUCUGUAAACGGGCAUGCACUAGCAUACUUAAAAUGUGCCUCUUCUGAUCAGUUACCAGUGGCAGUUUCUGCGGUGAUGGAGAAAGGUCGCACCAAUGAUACACUUGAUAGUGAGACGACAUCCUGUGAAGUGAAGUCUGGAUGUACUUCAUCUCCUAUUUUUCAAGAAAAUCAUAGUGAAUCAAAUGCUGGUCAAAUUCCUUCCUGUGUUGAUCAUGAUAGGCAAGAAUCUGGGAAAAGGAAAGCUGAAGUGCCUGGGAUGAGGGCAUCUACAAGUCUGGGUGUUAUGGACCAAACCUAUGGGAUUAAGCAUCAGAGGCGCAGGAAUAAGGACUCAGAUUUGGAACAUGGUUCUGAAAUAAUUAACCUUUGCCCAACUGCUAACCUUCUAGACGAGGUUGAAAGACUACUUAGGGAGAACCCAGAUCCAGCUAAUUUAGAGAAAGCAAAGUCGAUACUCAAAGUCCAAGAAAAGGACCUUUUGGAUGCACUUGUUAAGCUUUCUGAAGCAUCAUAUGAUGCGGUUUAUUUCAGUGCUAACGGUCAGCCGGGCAAUACGCACGAUGAUGGCAAGGCCGACGAGGAGGUGCUGCCAAAUCCGGCGAAUUCCAGCGACGAGACGCCACCUGUGACGACGAGGCAGGCAGGCGCCGGAGCUGGAAACCAUGUCAAGAUCCAGGGAGUCGCUGCCACGGCGCUACCCCUCUCCACUGCGCCACCGUCACUGAUGCAGACGCGCCCGUCGCUCGCUCCCGCGUCCCCGUCCUCCGCCCCCGCCGCGCUGGGCGAGUCCUCGCGGGGCCUCUCCACCGCGCACCAGCCCCACGCGCAGCCGGUGGUCGUGGGGUCGGCCUCCGCGCCCCCGGCGCCGAGUAAGACGCGGCUCAUCAUCACCAAGAGGAAGACCACGGCGGAGCAGAGAUGGCGAAUGUGGGAGUUCGCGCACCGCGUCGGGUGGAGCAUCCAGAAGGCCGGCGCCGACGCCGUCGACGCCUUCUGCGCCCAGGUCGGCGUCCCCGAGCGCGCCCUCAGGAACUGGAUGGCCAACAACAGGCGCCUUGCCAAGGUUCCACCCCCGUCAUCGCCACCGCCGCGGUCCAUCAUCAAGAGGACCAAGACCACGGCGGAGCAGAGGAAGCGGAUGCGGGAGUUCGCGUACCGCGUCGGGUGGAGCAUCCAGAAGGCCGGCGCCGACGCCGUCGACGCCUUCUGCGCCCAGGUCGGCGUCCCCGAGCGCGCCCUCAGGAACUGGAUGGCCAACAACAGUCGCCUUGCCAAGGUUCCACCCCCGCCAUCGCCACCGCCGCGGUCCAUCAUCAAGAGGACCAAGACCACGGCGGAGCAGAGGAAGCGGAUGCGGGAGUUCGCGUACCGCGUCGGGUGGAGCAUCCAGAAGGCCGGCGCCGGCGCCGUCGACGCCUUGUGCGCCCAGGUCGGCGUCCCCGAGUGCGCCCUCAGGAACUGGAUGGCCAACAACAGGCACCUCGCCAAUGUUCCACCCCCGUCCCUGUCCUCGCCGCCGCUGCCGUCGCACCACCAAGUCCAAGACCACCCGCCGGCCGACACACCGCCGCAGGGAUCGAUGACCGAACAAGGCAAGUCUCCUGAACCUGAAGCUGCUGCUGCACCUGCUGAUGACGGCGCCGGCAAGGGAGACGAGGAUGAAGAAGCUUCUGAAGUAACUCAACGAGGAAGGGGCCAUCGGGCCAGAAAGCCCAACAAGUGCUACGCUGACUCGUUCUGGAUGUAAUUGGCGAACUGCUGUGAGCUGUAGCAGCUCCAGAACUCCGACGAACUCUAUUUUAUCACCUACCAAAUCAAUGUAGGUAGCCUAUACAUACCAUCCGGUACUUUGUGCGUAACAGGCAAAAUGAGAUUGUGGCACAUCCGCACAUAUGACUUCUUCUCACAGGUCCCCUGCAUCUAUGAUCUCUUGUUAUCAUCCGUUUUGUUAGUGAUGAAAAUACGAA